Molecule: messenger RNA, 1796 nt
Organism: Benincasa hispida (wax gourd)
Lineage: Eukaryota; Viridiplantae; Streptophyta; Magnoliopsida; Cucurbitales; Cucurbitaceae
Product: Transmembrane amino acid transporter family protein
Biological process (GO): neutral amino acid transport; amino acid transmembrane transport
Cellular component (GO): vacuolar membrane
Molecular function (GO): L-amino acid transmembrane transporter activity; neutral L-amino acid transmembrane transporter activity
Source: RefSeq, a predicted model, not a curated record
CUCAAAUUAUCCAUAAAUCAUCAUCCUCAGACUCCACCAAUAAUUUUCUCCCCCAUUCAUCUCUGUUCUACCAAUCACAAAUCGCCGAUAAACCUCUUUCGCCGGUAUUAAUGGGGAACGAACGGAACGCCGCCGUGUACUCCUCCGCUCACAGCCGGAAGCCUCCUCCACCAGGAGAAAACACGCCGCUCCUCGGUGGCGGACGGCCUCGGUCCUCUCAAGCGAAGACGUUCGCCAACGUCUUCAUCUCAAUCGUCGGCGCCGGUGUUCUCGGCCUUCCUUACGCCUUCAAGCGCACCGGAUGGGUCAUGAGUCUCAUGAUGCUCUUCUCCGUCGCUGCCGUCACCUAUUACUGCAUGAUGCUUCUCGUCUACACUCGUCGGAAGCUCGUCGCCGACGGUUCCUCCGAGAUCAAUUCAUUUGGUGAUUUAGGGUAUUCAAUCUGUGGUUCAUCUGGCCGAGUGAUCGUCGAUAUUCUAAUUAUUUUAGCCCAAACCGGCUUCUGCGUGGGAUACUUAGUCUUCAUCGGCAAUACGUUGAGCACUUUGUUCAAUUCAUCCCCCAUGGCUUUAGGCUCUGAUUUUCUAGGAGCUUCCCCUAAAAUAUUAUACAUAAUUGGCUGUUUACCCUUCCAAUUGGGCUUGAAUUCGAUCAAAACCCUGACUCAUUUGGCUCCAUUGAGUAUUUUUGCAGAUGUGGUUGACCUAGGAGCUAUGGGAGUAGUGAUUGUUGAAGACAUUUCUGUUUUCUUGAAGAAUCGACCUCCAGUGGAGGCUUUUGGAGGUUUAUCAGUGUUCUUCUACGGCAUGGGAGUAGCUGCUUACGCUUUUGAAGGAAUCGCAAUGAUUCUCCCUCUAGAAUCAGAGAUGAAAGACAGAGAUCAAUUUGGUAAGAUCUUAGGAUCUUCAAUGGCGUUUAUUGCUAUUCUGUAUGGUGGAUUUGGGGUUCUGGGUUACUUUGCUUUUGGACAAGAAACAAGUGAUGUGAUUACUUCAAACAUGGGUCCUGGUUUAUUAAGCGCCAUUGUUAAACUGGGUCUCUGUAUAAACUUAUUCUUCACUAUGCCAUUGAUGAUGAAUCCAGCUUAUGAGAUUAUUGAGAGACGAUUCUCAAGAGGAAGAUACUGUGUUUGGCUAAGAUGGUUAUUGGUUGUAUUAGCAACUUUAAUGGCGAUGUGGGUUCCUAAUUUUACAGAUUUCUUGUCUUUGGUUGGGAGUGGAUUGUGCUGUUCAUUAGGGUUUGUACUGCCUGCAUUUUUUCAUCUGCUUGUUUUCAAGGAAGAGAUGGGAUGGAAAGGUUGGUGUUUAGAUUUAAUGAUUGUUGUUUCUGGGAUUGUUCUUGGAGUUGCUGGGACUGUUAGUGCUGUUGAACAGAUGUAUUUUGCUAAAGAAACUUCUUCCAUUUCAGCUUAGAAAUGGAAGUUUGAUUCUCUGGGCUUUCAUUCAAAGUUGAAAAUGAUGAAGUCUCUGUUGUUGUAAAGGGAAGACAUCAUCAUCCAUCUUCAUCGUGCUUCAAGGAGAUUCAGUAAUGGAGGAUCGAUGUUUAUUUGUGUUUAUGGUUAAGAUUUUGUUCUAUUUAAUGCUUUCAAGAAGGUUUAAUUAUGGCAAAUCUGAUGUUAUUGAGCAUCUGGUUAAGAUUUUGUGUAUAGUUUUAGGUAUUAUUAGUAGUAGUAUUACCACAAAUUUCUUGUUUGUGGGAUUUCUCUUCUUGUAACAUGAUGUAUUAUAGUUUACACUAGAAAUAAUGUAUUUGUACCGUGCAAUGGAUUUUAAAUUAUAAAUGGUUGAUCAUUAUUA